GUUAGCAUCGCUAGCUAUAACAGUGAGCGCCGCCGCCUCGGUACCGUUAAGGCUUAUGAAGGCAUUGAGCAGAGACUUCCGGCCCCUCGUCGACACGUCGGUCCGAGCCGCUCGUCCCGGCAGCGCGUUACGUCACAGACGCUGUGCGGCUAGCUGUUAGCACUGCUAGCACACGCAGGUCAACCUGUCGCUUACAGCUGUUAAGGUGGAGCUCUGAGGCCUGACAGGUGGCGUUAGUCAAUCAAUCAAUGAGGGGGACGUAACUAAGUACUACUCAAGUACUGGACAUAUUGGAGAGGACCAUGGCGUCGGGGGGUCGGCGCUACCUGCGGGCAUUCGUGGGCGGCUUCUUCGUGGCUGUUCCCGUCACCGUCACCGCACUGGACCGGCUGGCCUACGUGGCGCGAGUGGAGGGAGCGUCGAUGCAGCCCUCCCUGAACCCGGAGGGAGGGUCCGACUGCGACGUGGUGCUGCUGAACCGCUGGAGCGUGAGGAACUACGAGGUGCGACGCGGCGACAUCGUCUCCGUUAUGUCCCCCAAGAACCCCCAGCAGAAGAUCAUCAAGCGGGUGAUCGGCCUGGAGGGCGACUUCAUCAGGACUCUGAGCUACAAGAACCGGUACGUCCGGGUUCCUGACGGUCACUUCUGGAUCGAGGGGGAUCACCACGGACACAGUCUGGACAGCAACAGCUUCGGACCGGUGUCCGUGGGGCUGCUGCACGGCCGAGCCUCUCACAUAAUCUGGCCGCCGAAUCGUUGGCAGCGAAUUGAAGCAUCUCUCCCGGCGGACCGAGGGCCGCUGGACACGGAGGAAGAGGAGGAAUGAAGACGCACAAAGACGUCGUCCUCAUGUCAUCACUUUUAUAACUGGAAGCUGAGCUUUGAAGCCAUUCAAAACCUCAGCUUGUGACACUCAGGAGUCACCGGACCAUUUAAGUUCUUUUAUUCAAACUGUUGGGACUGAAUAUGGAGGAGGAGAUUUGCAGUUUUCUGUAGAUUGGGGAAGCCCCUCCCCUUCCUGUGUUCCUGGGACUGAAGUUCAAAGAGAGCUUUUUUGAUUUUUGAAAUUUCAACGUGAAUUAAGACAUUUUGAUAUUUGUCUAAAGACACUUUUGCACAUGAAGAAAGUCUGUUUGUAAUCUAUUUGUAAUCUAUUAGAAUCGGUUAGUCUCAUGUAGCGUUAUCUCAGCUGAUGCGGUUUAUCCAGUGCAACUUGAAAUUCACCUGAAGGGGCGGGGCUUCAACUGGCCAAUCAUACACUAACAUUAGCGGAUCAUGCUAAUGUUAGCAGCUCUGUCCUCCUCAGUCUAGACUCCAGCAUCUCCAAACAAUGUUUCUCUAACAUUCAGUGUUAUUGUAAAACUGAAGUAUGCCUUUUGAGGGAAUAUUCAAAAAGUAUGAAUGAAAGAGGCAUUAGAAUGAAGUAACUGCACUGUUCCUUCAAAGAAGCAUUACUUCAAUACGUUACAUUUGAUGUGUUCUUAUUCAAACAUCUUAAAAUAAGGAAAGACUGAGCACCUAAA
Molecule: messenger RNA, 1524 nt
Organism: Gasterosteus aculeatus aculeatus (three-spined stickleback)
Lineage: Eukaryota; Metazoa; Chordata; Actinopteri; Perciformes; Gasterosteidae
Gene: immp2l
Product: inner mitochondrial membrane peptidase subunit 2
Cellular component (GO): mitochondrial inner membrane peptidase complex; membrane
Molecular function (GO): serine-type endopeptidase activity
Source: RefSeq, a predicted model, not a curated record